CAAAACUGGCACUAAAAUAUAAUAGUUAAAAUAGAUUAAGCGUUUGUUUUUAAAAAUGAGGACACGUGGCCCAUUUAAAUCGACGGUAGAGAUUGGGGACGAGGGUUUUUUCAAACGCAAAGCUCCCGGCAUCUGCUCACGCAUGAUCGCAUCGCAUUGACUGAUCGGUGGCGCUGCGCAGGCGCUGUCACUGGCAAUCGCAAGCUCGCAUUCCCUUCAUCCUUUCCUCUUCGAUCUUGGAGCGCCUAGGGUCUCGCAAUGUCGAAUCGCGGCAUCGACAUGGUUCUUGUCAAGGCGAUCGACGGAUCGCCGUCGCCCGAUCCGGCGGCGGUGCUCCUGCCCGCUCGCUAUCCAUCCAUGCCGAGGUAUCCUCCCUCGCCGCCCAGGCCCGACAUCGACGCCGCGCAAAUCCAGAGCGUCUCCUUCAAGGUAACCGGCAUGGAAUGCACUGCCUGUGCUGGAUCUAUCGAAAAGGCUCUCAAAAGACUCCCGGGGAUCAAAGAGGCGGCGGUGGCGGUGAUCCAAGAGAAGGCCCAGGUUGUCUUUCACCCAGCUUUCGUUGACGUAGAGACUAUCCGCGAAGCCAUUGUCGACGCUGGCUUUGACGCGGCCCUCUUGGAAGAUCCUGUCGAGCAGUCGACCACAGUGUGUCGUCUCCGUGUCAGAGGUAUGACUUGCACGUCGUGCUCGGGUUCGAUCGAGGCGGCGCUCAGGAAGAUCCAGGGGGUGAAGACUGCGGUGGUGGCUCUCGCCACCGAGCAGGCUGAGAUCCUCCAUGACCCCAGAGUGGUGAGCUGCGCGAAACUUAUGGAAGCUGUGGAGGAUGUCGGCUUCGAGGCCGAGCUGAUCAGCGCCGGAGAGGAGAGGAACAAGGUCCACUUGCAGCUGGAAGGGGUGCAUUCGCAGGAAGGCUUUCGAAACAUCGUCACCUCGCUCGAGGCUUUGGCUGGGGUGACGGAGGUGGAGCUUUUCCCUACGGAGGAAAGAGUGGUGGUUUCUUACGACCCGGACUUAACAGGACCGCGAUGUUUCAUAGAGAUCAUCGAGCAGACGGGACCGGCGAAUAUGUACAAAGCUCGUUUGGCUAUGGGAGCAGACCGUCGUCCGGAUAUGAAGACCGAGAUCAAGCACUACUGGAACCUCUUCUUAUGGAGCAUAAUCUUCACGGUUCCGGUGUUCUUGCUGGGGAUGGUGUUCAUGUACACUCCGGGCAUCAAGAGACACAUCGAGAAGAAGGUGAUCAACAUGUUGUCCAUCGGACAGAUACUGCGCUGGGUCUUGUCUACACCAGUCCAGUUCAUCAUUGGGUGGCGUUUCUACGUCGGGGCUUACAAUGCGCUGCGACAUGGCUCGGCCAACAUGGACGUUCUCAUAGCUCUCGGAACGAAUGCUGCGUACUUCUACUCGGUCUACACUGUUCUACGAUCUGCGACGUCCCAUUCCUUCGAAGGGACGGACUUUUUCGAGACGAGUUCCAUGCUCAUAUCGUUUAUCUUGCUGGGGAAGUUCCUGGAGGUUCUGGCCAAAGGGAAAACGUCGGAGGCCAUUGCGAAACUCAUGAGUCUUACGCCGGAUACGGCCAUCCUUCUCACGGUGGACGAGGGAGGAACCGUUGUUUCCGAGCGUGAAAUAAGUACGCAGCUCAUACAACGAAACGACAUCGUCAAAGUCUUGCCUGGCUCCAAAGUGCCAGCGGAUGGAGAGGUAACUUGGGGACAGAGUCACGUAAACGAGAGCAUGAUUACUGGUGAAGCUCGACCGGUUGCAAAACACGGCGGAGACAAAGUCAUUGGUGGGACUAUGAACGAAAACGGGGUGCUUCACGUACGGGCAACUCAUGUUGGAUCCGAGACGGCUCUUGCACAGAUCGUUAGACUGGUGGAGGCGGCACAAAUGGCCAAAGCUCCCGUUCAGAAGUUCGCUGAUCGUAUAUCUCGAUACUUCGUUCCCAUGGUUGUUCUUGCAUCAGCUUUAACAUGGGGUCUGUGGUUUGCUGCUGGAAAAGCUAGCUGGUAUCCCAAGUCUUGGAUCCCAUCGAGCAUGGACGAGUUCGAACUGGCACUUCAAUUCGGCAUCGCUGUGCUGGUCAUUGCGUGUCCUUGCGCUCUGGGGCUUGCUACGCCUACUGCUGUCAUGGUUUCAACUGGAAAAGGAGCCACGCAAGGUGUUCUUAUCAAAGGUGGUGCUGCUUUGGAGAUGGCACGCAACGUUGACUGCAUUGUGUUCGACAAGACGGGUACACUUACGAAGGGAGAGCCGAGUGUUGUUAACACGAAGCUAUUUCAGAACAUUGCUCUGAAGGUGUUCUUUACGAUCGUUGCUAGUGCCGAGACCAACAGCGAGCAUCCCCUAGCCAAGGCAAUAGUCGAGUUUGCAAAAGGUCUGAGCGCAGAAGAACCAUUUGAGCAGCAGCAAGUGGAGGAUUUCAAAGCUAUCCCUGGACAGGGAAUUCAAGCAGUUGUGAUGGGAAAAGGACUGCUGGUUGGGAACCAAAAACUCAUGUCUGAGAACGGGGUCUCACUUCCUCUGGAAGCCUCAGAGCAGCUCAAGGACGUUGAAGUGCUGGCCAGGACGGCGGUGCUGGUUGCAGUCGACGGGGAACUCACGGGCAUCAUCUCCAUAGCAGACCCGAUCAAACCAGAGGCACCGGCAGUGAUCUCCAUGCUCAAGCUGAUGAAGAUCAAGACCAUCAUAGUGACUGGAGAUAACCGAGGCACAGCUCUCGCGGUUGCUCGAGAGGUUGGUAUCCGGACGGAGGACGUGAUCGCCGAGGCCGAUCCAAAAGCCAAGGCCGAGAGAGUCAAGGAGUUGCAAAGCGCGGGCAUGGUGGUCGCAAUGGUCGGAGAUGGUAUCAACGAUUCCCCAGCUCUGGUUGCCGCGGACGUUGGAGUUGCCAUUGGUGCCGGCACGGACAUAGCGAUCGAGGCCGCGGACAUAGUUCUCAUGAAGAGCCACCUCGAGGACGUGGUCACCGCCAUCGACUUGUCCAGGAAGACGUUCUCGAGGAUCCGACUCAACUACGCCUGGGCUCUGGGAUACAACGUCCUGGGAAUCCCAAUCGCGGCUGGAGCGCUCUAUCCUUCCGCGAGGUUCCGGCUUCCACCAUGGAUCGCUGGAGCUGCCAUGGCGGCCUCGUCCGUGAGCGUCGUGUGCUCGUCGCUGCUACUCAAAUACUACAAGAGGCCGAAGAAGCUGGAGCACAUCGUCCACUAAAGAACGAUCGCUCGAAGGUUUGGAUUUCUAGUUUCUAGCACUACCUACUUGUACAAGUGAUAGCGAUUGGUUUUUCUUUGGUUUGGAGCUUGCGAGUAAGCGAUGAUCUUGCUAUCC
Molecule: messenger RNA, 3330 nt
Organism: Selaginella moellendorffii
Lineage: Eukaryota; Viridiplantae; Streptophyta; Lycopodiopsida; Selaginellales; Selaginellaceae
Product: probable copper-transporting ATPase HMA5
Exons: 7
Coding region: 259-3213 (984 amino acids)
Biological process (GO): monoatomic cation transport
Cellular component (GO): membrane
Molecular function (GO): ATP binding; ATP hydrolysis activity; ATPase-coupled monoatomic cation transmembrane transporter activity
Source: RefSeq, a predicted model, not a curated record